CGCAGUGCCCGACACACACCAGGUCCCGUACGGCACACGACUAGAGGCGCGCACAGUCCGGCACAGUCCACUCGGCGAUACGACCCAUGCUGGACCGUCGUCGCUCUGGUCCACGCCGGCAUCAGGCAUCCAGCACCCGCGCCGUCGUCACCAGGCCGCUGCACCAGACAGCCACACCAGCCCGCCGAGGUCGUACGUCAACGAGGACGCGGUAUCGUCGCACGUCACGUCAACGUGAUCGCGCGUGGUCCAGGGACCGCGGUGGGUGCAUCACCGCCGCCGAUUGCCGGCAAUUAAAAAUAAAAAAGAAAAACAAAACGAUGCUAUAAGAGGAGAGAGAGAGAGAGAGAGAGAGAAAGAGACGUCAAAGGAUUCGAGGAUAUCACCGGACGACGACCGUCUGGGAACUUCGGUUCAUCGAACUCGUGCAAAACAUCGCGUCGCGACUCUGCGGGACACUCGCAACGCGACGCUUUCGGAUUUGUUUAUAUUUUUCUUCUUUUUUUUUUUCUUCUAUUCACUUCGAUAUACCGUAUCAGCGAGGUACGAAGGUGACGGUAGUGAGCGAACAGUCAACGAGAAGCAAUUCCGGAUAAAUUCGUUGUGCGAGGAAACGGCUGUGAACUCUGUUGAUCACGGGCGACGAACAUCACGUUUGGUGCGAACAAACUGCCUGCGGUCGGCGUGCCGCGUGUCGGCGUAACAUCGGUUUCGCAGGUGCCACAAGGAAAUUGGUCAGUGACGAGUCAACGUACAGAACUACUGUCAAUCACAAAGGUGCCAUCGUUCCCGCCGGCCGAGCACGUAAACGUCGUCAUCCCGCACCUGUGCGCGCUGAUCGUUCCGGUCAGUUAGUCACUCGGUCAGCUUGGUAUUGAUAUUAUCGUUCGCGGAGUCACGGUGUCAUAUAUGUCGCGUGUAUUUAUCGCGGUAGUGAACGCGAUACAGUCGCAAAGAGAUGCGACCAUUGAGGAACAUGAGGACCGAUAUUAGUUGACGAAGAAGUGUCCAGGUUGCGGUGAUCAGGUGUGCGAAAAUCGGAUCGGAUAUAAUAGAGCGUAAUAGAGCGCGAUUCGCGAACUAAGAAAAGAACUGGACACGGUGUGUCCCUAGAAAUAAAGAAGGACAGGGAGGACAGUGUUUCGAUAUCCCGGGAAAAAUCGGAUGGACCCUCUCGCGGAGGGUGAAAACACGCGGUGGAGGUGAGAGGGAGGAGGGCGGAAGCGUGACGACGGCCGAAAUCGGGAUCGGGUCUAUUGUCCUGUCGUUCUGCCACCGACGUGCGCUUGUCGCUUCCUCCUUUCUCAUCUCGUCUCCGCGGAUGUGAUUCAGGAGAUCGGAAGGUAACAACUGGCUCUUGGUCCCAACGACAACUGCAAUCGCAACUGCAACCCCUUUCCGUCCUGGACUCCCGGAGCUGAAGCUCGUUCUUUAAGAGACAGUGUUACGUGACGAGAGUCGAAGAUCGCGAACGCCACCAUGAGGAUCAAAAUGCCCGCGGUCAGGAUCGCGCAAGCGGAAACCUCGCAAAGUACUACGUCCCCAGACACCGUCCAAUGCGGGGGCUGCAGGGCGUCCUACCCCCUUGGAGAGAUUGUCCGGUUCAUCGAGCACAAGGUCAAUCAUUGUCGGAGCACCCUCCAGGGCUGCCACAGUCCACCGGCGACGGCCGCGCCGGAGGACUCCGACCCAGAGGACGCUCUCACCCUGAAGACCACCGAUCCGGACUCAAAGUUGAACUCGGUACCCAGCAUCUCUGCGCCCAUCAACAAGAGAAGCGGACGACUGGAGAGUCCGCCAACGCCUCAGGGUCCGGGACCGGAUACCGGAAGUCCGAUCGACCUGAAGGCAAGCGCCAGCUCGACGCCAAAAAGACGAACGGAAGCACCGGAUGAGGACAAAGAGGAUCUUCCGAAGAAGCAGAAAACCGAAUCUGUGGAUGCUGAUACGAACACAGUCAAUUCUGAACCAAGAUGGUUACAGUGCUCGCAGUGUUCUCGACGGCUGUGCUCAGCAUGGGAGCUCCUUCAGCAUGUACAGAGCAUGCACGGUGCCCGCCUCUACUGCUCCUCCUCCUCGUCGACGAACUCGUCGUCGAACACUCCGGCGCCUAGUCCACCGACGCCUACGCCGACGCACGCGCAUCAUUUAAGUCCGCCAAAUCAUCUAAACUUAAGCGGCAAGUCCACUGGAAGUUCCUCGGCAGCGAACUCUUCCGGCGGUACGAAUACAAGUGGCAGUAGUGGUGGCCGACAGCAGCUUCAGACCUCGUCCUUAGUGGGCGAUCCUCUUCAUAGUUUUUUGAGGCUACCCCAACACUUGGAACGAAGUUUUCCGCCUAUGUUCAGGCCCGACUUCCUCACCUUGAAUCCCCUAGCGGGAUACAGAGGUCUUCAGGAAUUGCAGACCGCCACGCGGAAUCUGCAAAACCUGGGCGAUCCGCUUCGCGGUAUGGAUGGUUUAAAUCUGGGGGAUCCACUGGUACGUAGCUCAUUGGAUUCCCUAAAUAAUGCCCGGAACCUGGCAAACCUGGCUGAACUCUCGCACGGCCGUGGCCUCGGAGGCCAAGCACACCCACCACCACUUGAAGCGAACCUGGAUUUUUACUCAGCGCGCCUAAGGAGCCUCGCUAAUCCGUCCUUAGGCGCGGCUCCACCUACACCUAGCGGUAAUCCCACGACGAAUCCCCCUCCUCCACCGGUACCACCAGUAUCGUCAGUUCCUGUCGCCAGCAGUGUUCAACAACAGCAGCAACAACAGCAACAACAGUCGCAGCAGCAACAAUCUCAGCCCCAUUCACAGUCAGUGGAACCGCCUAGUCCAGCCUCAGCCAACCCCGCAAAUUUAACCCACAGCAGUCACCAAAAAGAGAACUCGCCGCCUUGUUACAGUCAAAGCCCUGUGGGUCAUCAUAACAAUAAUAAUUCAACCGACAGCGAGAAGACUAGCCCACCAGUAGCCUCUACGCCAAUUAUUACUGAUUCUUCGUCGGAGACAGUGUACACAUGCGAAAUCUGUGACAAAAAGUUUCGCUUCCAAUCAAACUUGAUCGUUCAUCGUCGCAGUCAUCGAGACAAAGAAAGGCAAUACCAGCAACAAGAAAGCACGCAAGAUAGUCAGAGUACGCCAACGAGAUGCGAAGUGUGCGAGAUUGAAGUAGCAAGCUUCACCGAAUUGAGGAAACACAUGAGGAAGGAACAUCAGGAUCACUUGAACUCGGCCGCUAGUCCGCAAGGCAGUGUUGAAACGGUGCCUGACGAUGGGUCCAGCUGCGAUGAAAAUAUGGACCUGGACGAGAUGGACGAGAACGAGCAGAAGAACGAGCGGGAGGAUGCAGAGGAAAAUACACCAGAGGAUCUAAGCACUACACAAGGUCAGAACGGCGAGGAGAGCGUAGGUCGAGUGGAGAAACCGGCUAGCUUGGUGGGCGAUCUCAUGGAGAAAUUUGGUCUGAGUAACAUCGCUCAAUACUCAGAAGCUUAUCGACAAGCAUUACAAGAAAAUCAUCGUAGCGGUUUCCUCAAAACUGAAUCACCGUGCAACCUCACUAAUACGCUCAACAAUAACAAGGAGAAGGAAAGUGCUCUCUCGCCCACAAAUUUUAAUUCCUCAACAACGCCGAAUAUUUUUUCUGGCCAGGGAUUUCCUAGGUCCUCAGGACCAGAUUUCGGAGGUCUUUGGCUACCUAGUCCGCACUACCUGGAGAAUAAUGAAUUUCGUAAAGCGAGCAAAGCAACGACGUCCAGUUUAGCACUCCAGGGCUUGCCAAGUCCGCUGCUGAAGAAGGAGCGUAGCGGCCGAAACGAUACUUGCGAGUAUUGCGGCAAAGUUUUCAAGAACUGCUCAAAUCUAACGGUGCAUAGGCGGUCACAUACCGGCGAGAAGCCGUACAAGUGCGAGCUCUGUUCAUACGCAUGCGCCCAGAGCUCGAAACUGACCAGGCACAUGAAGACUCAUGGCCGACACGGCAAGGACACGUACAAAUGUCGUUUCUGUGAAAUGCCAUUUUCGGUGCCGAGCACGUUGGAAAAACACAUGAGGAAAUGCGUAGUGGUAGUGCAACAGGGUCCCAAGUUGGACAUUCCGUAUCCAGUAAUCAAGGACGAAGACUCUUCGCUUAGUAGCAAGGAUACUUGAUCCUGGAACGGAAGCCUACCGCCAAUCCCGCCGCUGUGGCCGCAUAGGCCGCCUUAUCCGGUAUACUGAAGAUGAAGGAUCUUCUUCUUCAGGGACCUCGAGAGAGGAAGAGAUGAACAAUUCUGUGGGUCCCGCAAGACUGGAUUUUAUCGAGACGGCGCGACCUCAGAAGGAUCUCUUGACGCGAAAUGUCCGAGGUCACCUCUCGGGAUUAGGAGGGGUGGUAGGUCGAUGAUCUCGAGAAUCUUUGACCGAACCUGGCCUGGAAAUGGCUGGUCGAGUCAACAAGUUGUAAAAAAAUUAUCGAGAACUGAAAGAUCUAGCGUAGCUGGAGUUUCGAUUAAGUUCGAAGAAGAAAGAAUCUUCACACGCGAUCGCGAAGAUUGGAUGCAAUCGUGAAGGCGAUGUAUAGGUGAUGCGAAAAGGCAACAGAUAAAAAAAAAGAAGGUACUCAACAAGAAACUCUACUCCGCAUUUUAACUCACUAGAAAACGAACGAAUGGUUACCAAUUUGCGAGUCUCAGCACACACAGCUAUUUAAAUUACAUAUAUCUCUAUAAAUAUAGUUUAUAAACUACGGAAAAAGACACUAUAAAUA
This is a messenger RNA of Acromyrmex echinatior (Panamanian leafcutter ant), 4735 nucleotides long. RefSeq names its product BCL11 transcription factor chronophage (gene Cph). Gene Ontology annotation, biological process: regulation of transcription by RNA polymerase II. NCBI's taxonomy places the organism in Eukaryota, Metazoa, Arthropoda, Insecta, Hymenoptera, Formicidae. The record is from RefSeq and is a predicted model, not a curated record. Gene Ontology annotation, molecular function: DNA-binding transcription factor activity; RNA polymerase II cis-regulatory region sequence-specific DNA binding. Gene Ontology annotation, cellular component: nucleus.